Messenger RNA from Mercenaria mercenaria, 2207 nucleotides. RefSeq lists its product as uncharacterized. The transcript has 5 exons. Bases 67 to 1341 code for a protein of 424 amino acids. The record is from RefSeq and is a predicted model, not a curated record. Lineage: Eukaryota; Metazoa; Mollusca; Bivalvia; Venerida; Veneridae.
CGUCGAAACCUAUUGUCUACAGAAAAUUUUGUAUUUCCCGCAAAUUUCCAAGCAAAAUCAUUAAAUAUGAAGGAAUAUAGACCUGUUGACGCGGUGUAUGAAGACAUAUACGACUUUGAUGAUGUCAAAUAUGAUGCACGCAACGGCAUUAUAAGACCAAGAGAGCUCUAUCGCGAAGAGAGGACACACAACCUGCUGGAUUGUCACAAUACCACAGGUGAAAAUGUUUGCUUCCAGAACGUGAGAGAUGACAAAGUUCACCUCCCAAACAUCCCUUAUGACAAAGCCCGCCUUCCACCUAUUGCUGCUAGCAAUGCGCUUGAAAAGAUUCCAAGGGUAAAGCCAGUAGUGGCUAACGGAAGUGAUGCAGUGAUUAAAAACAAAGUUGUCAACUUGGAUGUAGAAAGAAAACCGUACAUUCCAAAACAUGCCAAGAACAUGCCAGAGUAUGCCAACAUUUCAUGCUCACAGACAAAGCCAAACCACCUCCCUAACAUAACAGAUGGCACACGUGAACACCGUGCACACAUACAAGAGCUGGUGGAUCAUGAUGAAAUGUAUCGCUCACUGAUGGCAGGAGUCCCAGACAAAAGCUUGCUGGAGAAAAGUCCUCAGGUCAUUGAAUACGAACGAAGGAAUAAUGUCAAACGUCUCUUGUCGAGACAGAAAAUGCCACAAGCCUGGGAGCGAAAAGACCAUCCAUCCGGAGAUAAUGCUAUGGAAGCAAGACAGAGAUUUGAUGAGAUGACGUCACAUGGUGCAAAGACACAUCACAAUGCUCAUCGUCUACCAGAUAUCCAUCAAAAAUCUGUUCAGGAAAAUGACAAACCAAUGCACCAGCCACUCCCUCCAAAGGCACCUAAACCCGAGGACGACGCAUUAACCCGAAAGAGGAGAAAACACCUCCGCACCAAAACACAGAUUGUGAAAGACAACCCAAGGGCGGUCCACCAUGUGCCAAGACCGCAAGUAGCACGGAUGGAAAUUGAUUAUGAGAAGGAAGUCAAUGAAGCGCUAAGGGCUCAGAGAGAAUUCAGUCUGCUUCAUAAAGAGAUGGCGGCAAAGAGCAAAACAAAGGUUUGUGACACAAAAGUAUUAUGCCCAACUCCAGUCACCGCUUCCAACUCCAACCUGUCGGGUUGCUCUACCCCAAGCCGUACUCCUUCUGCCGCUGUGAAUUACAAAUCUGCUGAACCAGUUAAAGGCUGGAAUGGUGAAGCCGCCAAGAGAAAGCUCGGAUUCAAAUCCAGGGAAAAGAUGGAAAAAGAAGAAACAACUGCAAUUGAUGUGGGCCGAAUGCCGGAGAAAAUCAGAAAGCAGAUGAAGAAGUAUUUCAGUUGAAUUGUUUUAAUGGAUCCAUUAUAAAUUUCUUUUUUUUUUUUAAUCAAAUAUUUAAAAUGUUUGCAAUCUGCUUUUAAAAGUGCAGAAAAAUUCAUUUAAUUUAUGUAAAUGCAUCUUUAACAAUCAUGUCAUUUUUAUGCGAUUAUUGUGUAUGAACUGUUGGUGAUUCUGUAUUGUGCUGAACUGAUUAUCUAUGAUGCAUGCAUCACUGCAUGAACUGUUGUAUGGGGCAAUCACUUAUGUUAAAAACAAUGGGAGAACGUUCGCAUUUCAAAGGAUCACUGAAACAAAAAGUUUCAAAAUUCAGUGGAAUUCAAUGACAUUUGACUAUAAAAUCAUCCGUUUACAGAAGCAUUCAGAAUGAAGUAAGAGAAAUUGAAAAAAGGAAAUGAAGAGUUUUCAAAUAAUGACAUACUUGGCACAGGAUUGUGAGAGUAAAUGAUUGGGAAGAUCAAUUGUUAAGACAACUGACUCAAGAGAUAAUGAGUAGAACAUGUGCUACAAAACGGGAUCGGAGCUAGUGAACCUACUGUGUCAAAGUAAAUUUUAAAGCACAAAAUACCGAGAGAACAUUGGCAUAUACGUCAGUAUCACUGUCAGGAAACAAGGUAUCUAUUAUAUAGUAUCGAUGUCAGAGAAGAUAGGGUACAAAUAUCGAUGUCUAAGGAUAGGGCAUAAAGUACCGAUGUCAAGAUUCACUGCCACAAGACGGAAGAAGGUACCGAUGUAAGAAGAUCACGUAUUAAUAUUGGAAGAAGGCGUGUAUAAAAUAGAAAUUGAGACACUAGACAGUUUCUUAAUAACUUAUAAAAGAAUGCAAUCAAAUUUUCCUUAAGAAAUAAAUUGUGGUUUUCUUUUUUAUAAAA